This is a messenger RNA of Striga asiatica, 3168 nucleotides long. The record is from the annotation of a GenBank genome assembly. NCBI's taxonomy places the organism in Eukaryota, Viridiplantae, Streptophyta, Magnoliopsida, Lamiales, Orobanchaceae.
AUGGUGUCGACCAGGCGAAGUGGAUCUCUGCCGUCGAGUAGCAGUAAGAGAUCAUCUUCGCCGUCCGAUGACAAUCACAACAAGCCUACUUCUCCCAAGCGUCAAAAGGCACUCUCUCUCUCUCUCUCACGCACACAUAUGAAUAGCUGUAGGUAUAUGUAUGGUGAGAACUGUAGUGCCAAUGGCAACACUAGGAAUCCAGAGGCGGAGAAACCGAAGGAAUUGAGCUCAACUGAUCUGCCGGAGCUCCCUGACGUCGCCGUCUCGGUCCCUCCGGCUGCCGCACCCUCCGUAUCUGUUGCUCCUCCGGCCGUUGCAGAAGGAGAUGUGGUAGCUAAUGUGGAUAAACUGAAGAGCUCGUUAACUUCGUGGAAACAGCACCAAGGUUUUGAGACGACUUCGCCCUGGUGUAGGCUUCUCACAGAGUCCACACAGAACCCCACUGUUUCUGUGUACACUACCAAUUUCUUGGUAGGGGGAAGCAAACAUGCCAAUCUUUUGAUCCGGGAUCAGACGGUCAGUGCAAUUCUUUGUUCCAUAAGGCUUUCCGAGCACGACAAUAAGCCUGUUGUGGUACUUGAAAGUCGUGGGAGCAAAGGAUGUGUGCAAGUUAAUGGGAAAGUAAUUAAGAAGAACACUAGUUGCAAUCUCAAUUCAGGGGAUGAAGUGGUUUUCGGCUUUCUUGGAAAUCAUGCAUACAUUUUUCAGCAGCUGCCUUAUGACAGUAUAAUAAAAACCCCUCCACCAGAUGUUCAACCUAAUGUAGAAAAGUUGGUUCAAGUUGAAAGACAAGCAGGAGAUGGAUCAACUGCAGCGGGUGCUUCAAUCCUGGCAUCACUUUCUAAUCUGCAGCAAGAUUUAUCUCGUCUUAAGCCAACUUCACAGACCAGCGGUAAAAAUCACAGAGGGAGUAAUCUACCUUCUUCUCCCCUUACUAAUGAAGACGAACUUGAUGGUCAAGAAGAAAACCUCUCAUGUAAACAGGAUGAUAGAGAUUGGCUCAAGGAUCUAGUCCCAGUAUCUCUAUCAGUUAUGUGUUCACGAACUAAAGCAUUUAGAGAAAGCAUACUAGCUGCUAUUCUUGAUGAUGAGGACCUUGAGGUUUCAUUCGAUAAUUUUCCAUAUUAUUUGAGCGAGAGCACAAAAAGUGUGCUAAUUGCAGCUUCCUAUAUACAACUGAGUCACAGAGAUCAAGUUAAAUUUACAUCAGAGCUUCCAACAUUGAAUCCUAGAAUCUUACUUUCUGGUCCAACAGGGUCUGAGAUUUAUCAGGAGAUGUUGGUAAAGGCGCUUGCUCAUUAUUUUGGGGCGAAAUUGCUUAUAUUUGACCGCAAUUCAUUUCUGGGAGGUACUUCCAAGGAUGCUGAUCUGAAAGAGGGAAACAAUGCAGAAAAGGUACAUAACACCAGCAAGCAUGUUUCAGGAUCCACAGAUCUUGCCAAGGACAUUGGACAUUCAUCCGGUGAAGCAGAAACCUCUAAUUUGCUCAGUAAUCCCCUUGGCCUGGAAUUGCGGACGAAAAUUGAAACUGAUAACGUGCCCUCUUCAGUGAAUAAAGCCAAGAACCAUUCUUUUAAGUUGGGUGAUAGAGUCAAAUUCGUAGGUCCAACCUCUGGUGGUUUAUGUUCUAGUUCUGCCAGGGGCCCAACUCCUGGAAUGCGGGGAAAGGUUCUGUUGCCAUUUGAAGAUAAUCCUCUUUCAAAGAUUGGCGUAAAAUUUGACAAAUCCAUGCAAGAUGGGCUUGAUUUUGGAGGUCUUUGUGACAAUGGAUAUGGAUUCUUCUGCAAGGCCAACGAGCUUCGCUUGGACACCUCAGGUGUGGAGGAUCUGGACAAAUUACUUAUUAACACAAUGUUUGAGACCGUGUUUGACGUGAGCCAAGAGUCCCCGUUCAUUUUGUUUAUGAAAGAUGCUGAAAAUUCUAUGGCAGGAAAUUCUGAGUCAUAUGCUUUAUUUAUGAUCAAGCUGGAGAAGCUUCCUAAUAACGUUGUAAUUAUUGGUUCACAUACUCAAAUUGACAACCGCAAAGAAAAGUCUCAUACUGGUGGUUUGCUUUUCACGAAAUUUGGCAGCAAUCAGACUGCUUUGCUUGACUUGGCUUUUCCUGAUAGUUUUGGGAGGUUGCAUGAUAGGGCUAAGGAUAUUACCAAGGGAAGCAAGCUUUUAUCCAAACUUUUCCCAAAUAAAGUGACAAUUCACAUGCCUCAGGACGAAGCACUCCUAGUCAGUUGGAAGCAGCAAUUGGAACGAGAUGCUGAAACUCUAAAACUAAAAGCAAAUCUGAAUAAUUUACGGACUGUCCUCAAUCGUAAUGGGUUGGAGUGUGAUGGACUUGAAACAUUGAACAUAAAAGACCAGACACUUACAAAUGAGAGUGCGGAAAAGGUGGUUGGAUGGGCUUUAAGCCAUCAUUUGCUGACAAAUCCCGAGGCUGAUGCAGAUACCAGGCUUGUUUUGUCUUCGGAGAGCAUUCAGUAUGGAAUUGGUAUUCUACAUGCCAUCCAGAAUGACUCCAAGGCUUCAAAGAAGUCCCUCAAGCCUUGCAAAGGUAUAUUGCUAUUUGGCCCCCCUGGAACAGGAAAGACCAUGCUUGCAAAGGCAGUUGCAACUGAAGCUGGUGCAAACUUCAUUAACAUUUCGAUGUCUAGCAUAACCUCGAAGUGGUUUGGUGAGGGUGAGAAAUAUGUCAAGGCUGUUUUCUCUCUGGCUAGCAAGAUUGCUCCUAGCGUUAUAUUCGUUGAUGAAUCAUCAUCAUACCAUGCAUCUUUUUUCUCCCUUCAAAAGGUCGAUAGCAUGCUGGGACGAAGGGAAAACCCUGGAGAACAUGAGGCCAUGCGUAAAAUGAAAAAUGAAUUCAUGGUGAACUGGGAUGGACUGCGUACAAAAGACAAAGAACGUGUCCUGGUACUUGCUGCCACCAACAGGCCUUUCGACCUUGAUGAGGCCGUGAUUAGGAGGCUGCCACGCAGGUUGAUGGUUAACUUGCCGGACGCUGCUAAUAGAGCCAAGAUCCUUAGAGUGAUUCUGGCCAAAGAGGACCUCUCGCCUGAUGUGGACCUGGAUUCAGUUGCGAGUAUGACCGAUGGUUAUUCAGGAAGUGAUCUUAAGAAUUUAUGUGUGACUGCUGCUCAUCGUCCCAUAAGAGAGAUUCUGGAAAAGGAGAAAAAG